This is a messenger RNA of Conger conger (European conger), 2591 nucleotides long. RefSeq names its product AN1-type zinc finger protein 3-like. Gene Ontology annotation, molecular function: DNA binding; zinc ion binding. The record is from RefSeq and is a predicted model, not a curated record. NCBI's taxonomy places the organism in Eukaryota, Metazoa, Chordata, Actinopteri, Anguilliformes, Congridae. The transcript is spliced from 6 exons. Bases 302 to 997 code for a protein of 231 amino acids.
GCCACCCCCCGUUUGUGGGAAUGGUACAUCCUUUACUCCAGCUGAUCGGCCUUGGCUCCGGGUGCGGACCCUCGCACUAUCUGCGGUCGUUUUCACGCUAGAUUUGUAUUGUUUGUAUAGUUUUUGUUGUGGUGGCCGCUCGUGUCGGCAAAGCACACCAGCCUAUUUUAUUAUUCGGACAAAGGAGUACCAAGGAAAGUGGAGAUUAUCAGCCCGUAGCUGUUCGAGGAACCUCCUCAUAUUGAACAGGCCGCGUCUCCAUCCCCGGUCUCACCUAUUUGGAGCUACCGACUCUGGAGCUAUGGGGGACACUGGCAGUGAACGCAGCAAGCCACCCAGCAUACCUCCCCGCUGUCCCUGUGGAUUCUGGGGGUCCAGCAAAACCAUGAACCUCUGCUCCAAAUGUUUUGCUGACAUUGAGAAAAAACAGGACGCUGACGAAGACUGUGCCCCCGGACCCGCCCCCAGCACUAGCAGCAGCCAAUCGGCAGUCUUCUGUAGCGACAUGAGCAGCAGCAGUAGCCAAUCCCUGUUGUCGUCAACAGCCGCCAGCUCAGAGGAACCGUCGCCGAAGGACUCGGGAGCCACUGGUUCCCCUCCGCAGGGAGUAUCCAGCACAGACACAGUCCACAGCCCACUAUCCACACCCUCAAAACGGCCCUGCGACUCAGCCUCGGGGUCGGAGAGCGAGGCGUCGCCGGAGAAGCGGUCGAAGCCCGACGAGGACGAGGCGGCCGCCGAGGAGACCGGCGCCGGCCGCAAGCAGAGGAACCGCCGGCGCUGCCACAGCUGCCAAACCAAACUGGAGCUGGUGCAGCAGGAGCUGGGGUCCUGCCGCUGCGGGUAUGUGUUCUGCUUGCUGCACCGGUUGCCAGAGCAGCACGGCUGCCUGUUUGACCACCUCGGUCGCGGUCGCGAGGAGGCGGUCAUGAAGAUGGUCAAACUCGACCGCAAGGUGGGCCGAUCCUGUCAGCGAAUCGGAGAGGAGUGCUCCUGAGCCCCGCCCCCCCCCACCACACCACCUGGAGAGCAUGAGAGAGAGAGAGAGAGAGAGAGAGUGAAAGUGAAAGAAAGAGGGAGAGAAUGAGAGAGAGAUGGAGCGAAGAGCCCGCAGCAGUACCCAACACCCCAGGCAAACCCCCUUACCUCAGUACUACUCUCACCCCAAGCAGACUGCAACUCCCAGCAGGCACUGCAGCAGCCUGAAGCAUCUAUGACCUCACAGGCCCCUCCCCCCCAGCACUCAGCCUUAAGUUGCCCUGUUUCUCUGCAGGUUUCUCAGAAAGAGGUCGCAGACGGGGGACUCCUCUGUCCUCAGCGACCUCCCCUCAGGUUGUGGGAGAAGGGGCCGGGCUAUGCUAGCCCCUCCCUGUCCCCUCCCCUUCUCUCACCCCCCCCUCCAAUCCCACCCACACAACCCCCAGCCCUCUCACCCCACUGUCCAAUCAGACCGCGACACUCCGCCUCAGCUCAGCCACAUGACCUGCGGGAGUCCCGCUCCCUGUUCAGGGACCGUGUAGUGCCCCUGCAGUCAUGUGAUCCCCCUGACCCCCUGACCCCCUGACCCCUCACUCUGUGUCAGCGCCCUUUGCUGGCAGUCUCAGGUUACACAGUAAGAACAGCGCAGUCCUCCAGGGACUCCGCUCCUUCCUGCUCUCUCCGGCAAGUCUGACGCAGGCCGGCUUACACUCUACUGGGCUGGGACGGACGGACGGACGGACCGAUGGACAGGACGGGACACUGGACGCUCAACACUCAACGCUGGGGCCAUGGGGCGGUGUCUCCUCUGUGUGUCACUCUACUCCUGAUGUCCCGAUUCCCGCACUCCCACCAGAACCAGCCUAGGCGUGUCCCGCCCUGGGAGUGACCCCUUCCUCCGGUGUUCUGGGCGUGUCUGGACGUGCCCUCGGACAGCGGGAGGCCUGGGCCCAGAUCACGAGCUUCACGAACGAAACGGACUAGAGAGAGCGGGCACGGUGCGGAGCUACGCUCCCUCUGCUGCACCAAUGAGCGGGGAUUGUUCUCCCAAACACUGCCCUCCGCUUCACGUCUGCCCCCCCCCCCUCUCUCUCUCUCUUCCUCCCUCCCUCUCCCUCUUUCCUUCCCCACGCACCACACACCCUGCACACUCUCACUGCCGACUGCAUUCACUCUCCCUCCAUCUCUCUCUCUUUUCCGCUGUACUGACCUCUGCUCUACACCUCUCUCUCUCGCUCUCUCUCUCUCUCUCUCUUCUCGGUACCCGCUCACACUCGUUUUCUCCCCCAGAAAAAGAAGGGAUGAUGAAGAGACAGUCCGGCAGAGAGAGCGGCUUUAUUUUAAGAGAAGUUUUCUGUUGAGUUCUGGAAAAGAAGAAAGCAAAUCGGUGGAGAAAUAUCAUCCUGUACCUUAAGGAAACUUAUUUAACCCCUAUUCGUGUUUCACAGUUACUUUACAAACUAGCAUAGAGCUGCAAUUUUAGUUUUAAUGUUGUUAAAAAAAAAAAGAAAACAAAAAAAGAAAGAUAAUUCUGUAACUAUUAUUUUGUUCCUUUCAUUUCCUUCGUUAUUUUCCCCUUCUUUGCUGAAAAGAAUAAACUGGAUUAGAUGAAA